Canis lupus familiaris (dog) is the source of this 3063-nucleotide messenger RNA. RefSeq names its product adaptor related protein complex 2 subunit alpha 2 (gene AP2A2). The coding region runs from base 143 to 2953 and encodes 936 amino acids. The transcript has 22 exons. NCBI's taxonomy places the organism in Eukaryota, Metazoa, Chordata, Mammalia, Carnivora, Canidae. The record is from RefSeq and is a predicted model, not a curated record. Gene Ontology annotation, cellular component: AP-2 adaptor complex; membrane coat. Gene Ontology annotation, biological process: intracellular protein transport; clathrin-dependent endocytosis. Gene Ontology annotation, molecular function: clathrin-cargo adaptor activity.
GCGGCGGCCCUGAAAGCGGCUCUCGGAGCCUUAGGCGGCUCCGGCUGAGGCGGCUCCUGAGGCGGCGGCGACCCGCUCCCGGCUCCCCGCUCUCGGCUCCUCCUCCCGGCCCGCCAGCCCAGGCCGCUCCCCGGGCCCGAAGAUGCCGGCCGUGUCCAAGGGGGACGGGAUGCGGGGCCUGGCGGUCUUCAUCUCCGACAUCCGCAACUGUAAAAGUAAAGAAGCAGAAAUAAAGAGAAUAAACAAAGAACUGGCAAACAUUAGAUCAAAAUUUAAAGGUGACAAGGCUCUUGAUGGCUAUAGUAAAAAAAAGUACGUCUGCAAGUUGCUCUUCAUCUUCCUCCUGGGUCAUGACAUUGACUUUGGGCACAUGGAGGCCGUGAACCUGCUGAGCUCCAACAGAUACACGGAGAAGCAGAUCGGCUACCUCUUCAUCUCUGUGCUGGUGAACUCCAACAGUGAGCUCAUCCGGCUCAUCAACAAUGCCAUCAAGAAUGACCUGGCCAGUCGGAACCCCACCUUCAUGGGCCUGGCCCUGCACUGCAUCGCCAACGUGGGCAGCCGAGAGAUGGCCGAGGCCUUCGCUGGGGAGAUUCCAAAAAUCCUUGUAGCUGGAGACACCAUGGACAGCGUGAAGCAGAGUGCCGCCCUUUGUUUGCUGCGUUUGUAUAGAACAUCUCCUGAUCUCGUCCCCAUGGGUGACUGGACAUCCCGAGUUGUGCACCUUCUCAACGACCAGCAUUUGGGCGUGGUGACUGCUGCCACUAGUCUCAUCACCACCUUGGCACAGAAGAAUCCUGAGGAGUUCAAGACCUCUGUCUCUCUGGCCGUCUCCAGAUUAAGCAGGAUUGUGACAUCUGCAUCCACAGACCUUCAGGAUUAUACCUACUAUUUUGUCCCGGCUCCCUGGCUGUCCGUAAAACUUCUGAGGUUGCUACAGUGCUAUCCACCCCCAGAAGACCCCGCAGUGCGAGGCCGCCUGACCGAGUGCCUGGAGACGAUUCUGAACAAAGCCCAGGAACCACCAAAGUCAAAAAAAGUGCAGCAUUCCAACGCUAAGAACGCCGUGCUCUUUGAGGCGAUCAGCCUGAUCAUUCACCACGAUAGUGAGCCAAACCUGCUCGUCCGCGCCUGUAACCAGCUUGGCCAGUUCCUGCAGCAUCGGGAGACCAACCUGCGCUACCUGGCCCUGGAGAGCAUGUGCACGCUAGCCAGCUCCGAGUUCUCCCACGAGGCAGUCAAGACACACAUCGAGACAGUCAUCAAUGCUCUGAAGACGGAGCGGGACGUGAGUGUCCGGCAGCGGGCUGUGGACCUCCUCUACGCCAUGUGUGACCGCAGCAAUGCUCAGCAGAUUGUGGCCGAGAUGCUGAGCUACCUGGAGACGGCUGACUACUCUAUCCGGGAGGAGAUCGUGCUGAAGGUUGCCAUCUUGGCGGAGAAGUAUGCUGUGGACUACACGUGGUACGUGGACACCAUCCUCAACCUGAUCCGGAUUGCUGGUGACUAUGUGAGUGAAGAGGUGUGGUACCGUGUCAUUCAGAUUGUCAUCAACCGGGACGAUGUGCAGGGCUAUGCUGCCAAGACGGUGUUCGAGGCUCUCCAGGCUCCGGCGUGCCAUGAGAACCUGGUCAAAGUGGGUGGCUACAUCCUGGGGGAGUUUGGAAACUUGAUAGCUGGGGACCCGAGAUCCAGCCCCCUGAUCCAGUUCAACUUGUUACACUCCAAGUUCCACCUGUGCAGCGUCCCCACCAGGGCGCUGCUCUUGUCUACCUACAUCAAAUUUGUGAACCUCUUUCCGGAGGUGAAAACCACCAUUCAGGAUGUGCUGCGCAGCGACAGCCAGCUGAAGAACGCGGAUGUAGAGCUGCAGCAGCGGGCCGUGGAGUAUCUGAGGCUCAGCACAGUGGCCAGCACCGACAUCCUGGCAACCGUCCUGGAGGAGAUGCCGCCUUUUCCAGAGCGUGAGUCUUCCAUCCUGGCCAAGCUCAAGAAGAAGAAGGGCCCAAACACUGUGACAGACCUGGAGGAUGCUAAGCGGGAGAGGAGCGCAGAUGUCAAUGGGGGCCCUGAGCCUGCCCCGGCCAGCGCCGCGUCCACACCUUCUCCAUCCGCAGACCUCUUGGGUCUGGGGGCUGCACCACCUGCCCCUGUGGGCCCCCCACCUUCCUCUGGCGGGCUGCUUGUGGAUGUGUUCUCAGACUCACCCUCCGCGGUUGCACCGCUGGCUCCCGGCUCUGAAGACAACUUUGCCAGAUUCGUCUGUAAAAAUAACGGUGUGCUGUUUGAAAAUCAGCUGCUUCAAAUUGGACUGAAGUCUGAAUUCCGGCAGAAUUUGGGUCGGAUGUUUAUAUUUUAUGGAAAUAAGACCUCCACGCAGUUUUUAAAUUUCACUCCAACACUGAUCUGUUCAGACGACCUUCAGACGAAUCUGAGCUUGCAGACCAAGCCCGUGGACCCGACUGUGGAUGGUGGAGCCCAGGUGCAACAGGUUGUGAACAUAGAGUGUGUGUCUGACUUCACGGAGGCACCAGUCCUCAACAUCCAGUUCAGGUAUGGGGGAACCUUUCAGAAUGUGUCCGUUAAGCUGCCUAUCACACUCAACAAAUUUUUCCAGCCCACAGAAAUGGCUUCUCAGGAUUUCUUUCAGCGUUGGAAGCAGCUGAGCAGUCCCCAACAGGAAGUGCAGAACAUUUUCAAAGCAAAGCACCCGAUGGACACAGAAAUCACCAAAGCCAAGAUCAUUGGGUUUGGUUCUGCACUCCUUGAAGACGUAGAUCCUAAUCCUGCAAAUUUCGUGGGGGCUGGUAUCAUACACACCAAAACCACCCAAAUUGGAUGCUUACUGCGUUUGGAACCAAAUCUGCAAGCCCAGAUGUACCGACUCACGCUGCGCACGAGUAAAGAGACCGUCUCUCAGAGGUUGUGUGAAUUGCUGUCAGAACAGUUUUGAUCCACGAGGAUGGAGGAUCAGGCUCCUGUGUCUUGCAUUUUUCUUCAUCUGUGUCAUUUGUCUUCAUUGCUGUGCUGCAAAUAAACAGCCCUGUGUACAGGCGUCUCUCA